Molecule: messenger RNA, 3522 nt
Organism: Papilio polytes (common Mormon)
Lineage: Eukaryota; Metazoa; Arthropoda; Insecta; Lepidoptera; Papilionidae
Gene: fwd
Product: phosphatidylinositol 4-kinase beta
Exons: 10
Coding region: 442-2910 (822 amino acids)
Biological process (GO): phosphatidylinositol phosphate biosynthetic process; phosphatidylinositol-mediated signaling
Cellular component (GO): cytoplasm; membrane
Molecular function (GO): 1-phosphatidylinositol 4-kinase activity
Source: RefSeq, a predicted model, not a curated record
AGGCCUAAUUGCGGCCUACUGUCAGACAACAAAAUAAAAAAUAUUACGAUGUCGCCUUGGACAGACAUUCAUCGAUUUCUAUAAUUUGGGUUUUAAUUAUUUUUACUUCGCGUUCAGUAAUCUUAGAUUUGGCAAGUUUCGUUGUAUGUGAAUGUACAGUUUUUGUUCAAUUCAAUGUUAAUUUCACUAAAUUCUGUAAAGUAGAACAUAGCAAAUUUGUUAAACAUUAUCUUAUCAAAUUAAAGGUAUUAAAGGCUGUGAAUACACAAAUCGUUAGAGUAAAUUAAAACUAAACAAUUAGUUUCCGUAGUUUACAAUUACGACUUGGUAAAACGAGGAUAAUGUCUUGAUGCACCGUAUCGGCGCCAUGUUGUCAUUUAGUUGAAUCAACACGAAUCCUGUUAUGGGUGUACUCUUGUGGUGUUUAAUUAGUGCGUGAGCAUGUUGGAAGAUGUUCCUGUCCACGGUAGCCGGAGCGAUCUUAGGAGCCCCAAGAUCGCGACGCAUCAACGGAACCUCAGUUUGGAUUUCAGACAUGUGACGGGUGCGAGUGGGCCACCGGCGGGAUGUGGCCACCAGAGGAACAGAUCGCUGGACUCGGUCCUACAGAGGAUACCGGAGGACAUGACGCCAACGUCGGGCGAGGGCGCACCGCUGCGGCUGCCAGGCGACGUCGCGACGCCGCGGCUUGCGCUGCCCCCCGGCGUCCCCGCGGGCUCCGACGACUCCGGCAUCCACACACCACCUGACGGUGCCGACGAGGAUCGGCCGCAGCCGCCAGCCGCCGCGCGCAGCCGCGAAAGCCUCGACUCCGGCAAUCCAGAAGACACAGAUAAGCCGCCCGACCCUCCCGACACUAUACCGUCGAUACCCAGUCACAUAUCCACCGUGGACACCUCCAAAAACAAGGGCUUUCUUCUCAGACUAUUCGAAAGCAAAUUGUUCGAUAUGAGCAUGGCGAUAUCAUACCUGUUCAACUCCAAAGAAUCGGGUGUCCAGACGUAUCUGGCCAAUAAGAUGUUCUCGUUCCCGUACGAGGACGUGGACUUUUACUUGCCUCAGCUGGCGACCAUGUACAUAGAGAUGAGCGACGUGGCGGACGUUCUGCGGCCGUACUUAGUGCACCGCUGCAAACAGAGUGCAGAGUUCUCGCUGCGGCUCGCGUGGCUAUUAACGGCCUUCGGCGGCGACUCGAAGAGGUCCAAGGCGGCUAAGCUGCGGGACUCAAUACUCGCGGAGGAGAUAAGGCCGGCGGCGCGGCGGGGUCACCACAGGUCGCAGUCGGACGCUUCCGCGCUCAGGAUCACUACACCCUCGGGUCGGCACCUGGGCGACCUGGCGUCUGGCCGCGCCUUUGACAACGGCUGCCUCUGCGGGGAACAAUGCUCCUGCGGCGCCCCCAGAUUAGCUCCACAAACACAGUUUCUUACGGCGUUGACGAACAUCGGUCGCCUGCUGGCUGGCGUGGCGGAUAAGGAGCGUCGGAACGGGCGUUUACGAGCAGAGCUGGCCUCACUCGAUCUCAAUCUGCCGGCGCGUGUGUGGCUACCGCUGCAUCACAGGCCUCACUAUGUGCUGAGGAUACCACCGCAUGCCGCUGCUGUGCUUAACAGCAAGGAUAAGGCGCCAUAUAUAAUGUACGUGGAAGUACUAGAGACGGAAGGGCAUGAACCGUUGCCGUCUCGCUUGCUCCCCCCCGCGCCGCCCGCGCCGCACUCACCCCCCAUCCGGCAUACGAAGAGCGAGGAGAACUUAGUACCCGAGUGGCCCUCGUUAGUACCUUAUACCGCACAUGAAGACGAUGCCGGUGACUGCUGGAGUCAUGAUGAUGAUGAUCUAGCUCAAUACACCGCUACUUCCCGUCUGCCCGCACCCGAUACACUAUCCCAGAUGUCGUGUAUGUCGGCGGCGUCGCUGCAGUCCGCGUCGUCGUGCGGGUCGCGCGAGUCGCUGGCGGUGGGCGCGGGCGAGGUGCGGCGCCGGCUGGCCGACGCCACCGCCGCGCCGCCGCCCAACGCCUUCCGACACGACCCCGCCGACCCCUCCGCGCUCGCACUCAAGGAAUCGUGGGAGAGUAAACUAGCUCGCAUGCGGUCGUCGUCUCCGUACGGUUCGCUGUCGGGAUGGCGGCUGCUGGGCUGCAUCGUGAAGGUGGGCGACGACCUGCGGCAGGAGCUGCUGGCCGCGCAGCUGCUGCGCCGGCUCAGCGCCGCCUGGCGAGCGGAGCGCGUGCCGCUCAAGCUGCGCCCAUACGAGAUACUCUGCCUGGAUGCGGAGUGCGGACUCAUACAGCCGGUGCUGAACACGGUGUCGCUACACCAGAUCAAGAAGCAGUCGGGGCGGGCGCUGCGCGCGUGGCUGGAGCUGGAGCACGGCGCGCCCACCAGCGAGGGCUUCCUGCGCGCGCAGAACAACUUCGUGGAGUCUGCCGCCGCCUACGCGCUCACCAGCUACCUGCUGCAGCUCAAGGACAGGCAUAAUGGUAACAUCUUACUGGACAGUGAGGGACACAUCAUUCAUAUAGAUUUUGGUUUUAUAUUCUCCACUUCACCGAAGAAUUUAGGAUUUGAAAGUUCGCCUUUUAAGUUGACGCGCGAGUUCGUGGAGGUGAUGGACGGUGAGGAUUCGGACAUGUUCUCGUACUUCAAGAUCCUGAUGCUGCGCGGGCUGCUGGCGGCGCGCAAGCACUGCGACCAGCUCAUACACCUCGUGGAGAUCAUGCGCAUGGGCGGGCAGCUGUCGUGCUUGCGCAGCAGCAGCGCGGUGUCGUCAUUCCGCGCGCGCUUCCACCUCGGCCGCACGGAGCAGCAGCUGCAGGCGCUCGUCGACCGCCUCGUGCGCGACGCGCUGCGCUCGCUCUCCACGCGCCUCUACGACAACUACCAGUACUACACCAACGGCAUUCUGUAGCCGAGACACCGCCUGCAGCAGUACCACUUCCACCUCGGCCGCACGGAGCAGCAGCAGCAGUAUACUGUGCUAGCAGUACCAUUUGCAGCAGUAUACUGUACCAGCAGUACCAUUUGCAGUAGUAUACUGUUCCAGCAGUACCAUUUGCAGCAGUAUACUAUGCCAGCAGUACCAUUUGCAGCAGUAUACUGUGCUAGCAGUACUACUUGCUGCAGUAUACUGUCCCAGCAGUAAAACUUGCUGCAGUAUCAGUAUACUACGCCUGCUAUAUUGGCUACAAAAGUAUAACAUGGCCAUGACACAUGAUAACAACAAUAUACUAUGGCCACGGUACAAGUUAUAGCAGUGUACUAUGCCUGCUGUACUAUGUUCACGUCAAGUUACAUCAGUAUACGAUAACCACGGCUCUUACAAUAUUGGUGACGAACUUAUCUGACUUUGGUAUUUGUUAGUGGUGAUUAACUGCGAUAUUUACAAAAGAAAAUUUUCUGACCAUCAAAAAACCUCUCUAAAUCUUCGAUAUGCCAUCAAAUGCUUGAUUUGUUUUGUUGAUUUCUUUUAUUUGGUUAAAUAUUCUCUUUCUAAAGAAAACAAUUUCGAAUGAAAUUUUUA